Mesorhabditis belari is the source of this 975-nucleotide messenger RNA. Lineage: Eukaryota; Metazoa; Nematoda; Chromadorea; Rhabditida; Rhabditidae. The record is from the annotation of a GenBank genome assembly.
AUGAACUCAUUGAUUUGUUUCUUUUUGGUGGUUUUGAUUCUAGUCAAUGGAAUCGAUUAUGGUUUCUACAAAUCAGAAAAGUUUCUGAACUACUCAGCAAAUGUGGAUAAAUUGUAUGAUGAGCUUAUCAAUAGACGAAAGUACAACAAGGAAUUGGCUCCAAUUUAUGAAGAAACUGAUGAAAAUUUGAGUUUUGUUAGCUCAAUAGACAACUCUUCGACCGCUUUAGAAGUGUAUUUUGUUGUCGAAUACAUUCAAAUCUUCGACUUGAAUGCUCAGUCACAGCUCAUCAGCGCAUGCAUGCAACUUCGGGCUACUUGGUUCGACUACCGAAAAACACUCGAUGACAUAAUGCCAUCUGCCGCAAAGACACUAAAGAUCACGAGCGAUGGAACGGUGCUGAUGGCCACACCUUAUUAUUUCGAAGUAUCUUGUGAAAUCGAUAUCACCACUUUCCCGUUUGAUAACCAGACUUGUCUAUUGCCAAUUUUGUCGUACGCUUAUGAUUCAACCGUGAUUAAGUCGAAUGGAACGAUAAAUCAGGAAACUGUUGGCGAAGCUCUAUCCGGAAUUGGAAACGGUGAAUGGGAAUGCACAGGGAUCUCCGAAUCCUCUUAUCAAUUCGCUGAUCAACAAAUAUUUCAAUUAUCUCUUCAACUAAAAAGAAUCCCAAACUACUAUGUUUACGUGAUUGCCUUUCCCUGUUUCAUCAUCACUCUGCUCUCGGUUUUCGGAAUGUUUUGGACUCAAAGUCUUCAAGAGGAACAAUUGGCAAAGCUUGGUAUCGGUCUCACGAGUUUGGUUUCAAUGACUGUUUUGCUUGACCUUCUUUCGACAUCAAUUCCAAAAACCGCUGUGUUUCCAUUGCUUGGAAUCUACGUGGUUUGCUGUGUGGGAAUCAUUGCCGGAGCUUGCAUCCUGAUAAUGGUUCUCUCAGCCGAAACCCCGCAGAAACAAUUCAAAAAGUUUGGAGAA